Soboliphyme baturini is the source of this 819-nucleotide messenger RNA. NCBI's taxonomy places the organism in Eukaryota, Metazoa, Nematoda, Enoplea, Dioctophymatida, Soboliphymatidae. The record is from the annotation of a GenBank genome assembly.
AUGGAUUUGAAGAAUGACGGGGAUUUUACAAUGGAGGGCAGGCGAGGGAACGUGGGUCAACUUACCGACGGCGCUUUGAGCUGGCGUCCCCGCAGGAAAGUGCGCCUGAUCGCGGUGAAGGGGGAGAGAGUACUGGAGAAAUGGCAGAGUGUCGGAGGUCAAAAGAUUCUCCGGAUCGACCAGGCCACACACUUGCCGGCAGCGCUUGACAUGGGCAAGGUGAUGGGCGACGGACUGCUGGCCGAACUUGCCGUCCAACUGUUUGGCCGCUUAUUAUCUCCCGCAGUCACCCGGACAACCGAUCAUAUCGGGGGAGAGAGGGGGAAGGAACACCAAAACGUCCCAUACUCCAUCGCGUUCAGUGACUUAGAGUGGAGCUCCCGUACAGGACACCGCGAGGUGGAGGUGUCCGGUAGUGUUGACAUUAAGGGGAUGAAAAGAAUCAAGUUGUACAAUCGCGUUUCGCCGGUGCGUCGCGGCGUCCUUCACAUCAUUCGAUUGGCCCAACUUCGCACCGGAGCUCGUCGGCGAUGGCAGCCGGCACAGGGACGCUUCGGGGAUUCUCGUCCCUCGAUCGCGCCCUUCCAAUGUCCUACGUACCGUCCUGCUGGUCUGCCGCUGCCGCUGCCUUUUGCCUCGCUGUUCGGUGUUUGGACCUCGGUUCUCCUCGUCGUCGCUCGUUAUGUUUCGUCCUCGAACCGUUCGCCUUCUGGUGCUCGUCCUCACGCGGGAUUUGUACUUUGCGUUUCUUUUUGCACCCUGGGUCACCUGCGGUACACCCCCUUGCGACAAAAACACCCAACGGCUCCACAGAUUUAA